Pelobates cultripes (western spadefoot toad) is the source of this 1075-nucleotide messenger RNA. The record is from the annotation of a GenBank genome assembly. NCBI's taxonomy places the organism in Eukaryota, Metazoa, Chordata, Amphibia, Anura, Pelobatidae.
AUGGGAACUCUCACAGAACAGAUCUCAGGACUGGUAGAAAAUACCCUAAAACCUCUAGUCACCAACACUAACAGCUUCAUAAAAGACACAACCGACUUCCUCAACAAACUCAGCCAAAUCACCAAUCUCCCUGCUAACACCAUCCUUGUAACCAUGGAUGUGGAAUCUCUGUACAGCAACAUUCCACAUACAGAUGGCAUCAAUGCCUGCUUCCAUUUUCUCUCUCAUGUCAACAACCAAAAAUACAGCCCCCGAAUUAUCACAGAACUGGCACUAUUUAUCCUCACACAUAACUACUUCACUUUCAACAAUGAGGUUUACCUACAAACCAUGGGCACUGCUAUGGGCACUAAGAUGGCACCCCAAUAUGCUAAUCUGUUUAUGGCAGAUCUUGAACAGAGAUUCCUAGAUAACCAACACACCAAACCAUACAAAUAUUAUCGCUACAUCGAUGAUAUCUUCAUAAUUUGGACUGAAAGCAAAGAAAAACUGAUACAGUUCCAUGACUCUUUCAACACAUUCCAUCCAUCAAUCAAACUAAAAAUGGAAUAUUCCACUAGAUCUGUGAAUUUUCUGGACACAACUGUGACAUGUAAUAAUAGCACAAUCCACACCUCGGUUUACAGAAAACCCACAGACAGGUGCAGUUACCUACACAGCUCCAGCUUCCACCCCUCUCAUACUAAACAGGGCAUCAUCUACAGCCAAGCCACUAGGUACCAUCGCAUAUGCUCUGAUCCUAAUGACCGUAAUUCCCAUCUAAAUGUACUCUCCCAAUCUAUGAGACAGAAAGGCUACAAACCAAAGACUAUUACCAAACAAAUCAACUCUGCUGUAAAAACGCCACGUACGCGCCUGCUACAAUACAGAGAGAAAAAAAUAUGCACACGAGUGCCACUUGUGGUCACCUACAACCCUGAUCUUGAGGAAAUACGGAAAAUCAUCAAAGACCUACAACCAAUAUUAACAGAAGAUGAGACUCUGAAAAACAUUUUCCCUGAAACACCCAUUUUGGCCUUCAGACAACCACCAAACCUACAACAAAAAUUAAUCAACAGGAGGCUGCCCACUGAUG